AUGUCGCGCCGACACGCCAACGCCCAACAAAGGGGCGUCCCCAAAUCCGAUCCAAACUCCAAGGGUGUCUCCUCCUAUAAAAACGAAUACAUCCCAAACUUCAUCUCCAAAAAACCCUUCUGGUUAAACGAAGACUCCGCCGACUCUUCCUCCGAAACAACCGAUUACCUCGAACAUCAACGUCUUCAGAAGAAAAAAGCAGAUGACCUCAAUCUCCUCGAAGGUGGUGACAAAUGGUACGAUAGAGGUAAAAAGCUCGGUCCGGCGGCGACGAAGUAUAGAAAAGGUGCUUGUGAGAAUUGUGGAAGUAUGAGUCAUCAGAAAAAGGAUUGCUUGCAGAGGAUUAGGAAGAAGGGGGCCAAAUUUUCCGGCAUGGAUAUCGCACAGGAUGAGGAAAUUCAAAAACUCGAGCUUGGGUGGGAUGGGAAGAGAGAUAGGUGGAAUGGAUACGAUGCGAGAGAACACGACAACCUACUCGACGAAUUCGCAAGAAUGGAGGAGUUAAGAGCACAACAGAAGGCGUUGGAGGAUGGCAAUGGCGCUGGUUUGGACGGGGAGGAUGAGGAAGACAAGUACGCCGAAGAGUCGAAUAUGCCCGGCCAGACUUAUGAUUCUUCGUCGAGAGUCACCACACGGAAUUUGAGAAUCCGAGAGGAUACGGCGAAAUACCUGCUUAAUUUGGACUUGGACUCGGCGAAAUACGACCCGAAGACCAGAACUAUGGUCGACGGUGGCGCGUUAUCGGAUCAAGCUGCAAAGUUAGUCGCCGAAGAAGGUUUCAUGAGGUCCUCAGGCGACGCUGCAGAGUUCGAGAGAGCACAAAAAUUGGCAUGGGAAUCCAGAGAAAAGGGUGUAAUGGGCGCAAAGAUGCAUUUGCAAGCCAACCCUACCGAAGGAGAAAUCCUUCGAAAGAAGCUGGAAAACAAAAAGGAAGACGAAACACAUACAAAGCGCCAAGCAUUACUCGACAAGUACGGAGGUGGAGAGUAUCUCCAGGCACCACCCAAGGAGGCCACAGUUACAGAAUCCGAGAGAUACGUCGAAUACUCCGAGUCCGGCGACCUAGUCAAAGGGAAAGCGGAUGCAACGGCGAAGUCAAAGUACGCGGAGGAUGUUUACAUCAACAACCACACGAAUAUAUGGGGUUCGUGGUGGCAGAACUUCAAGUGGGGAUACGCUUGCUGUCAUUCGUUUGUCAAAAACAGCUAUUGUACAGGGGCGGAGGGUAAGAAGGGUGUGGAAGAUGCCGAGAAGAUGCGGACAGGUAACGACCUCGAGGAAAGGGAAAGGAAGCAAAUUGCCUGGAGGAAAGAACGCCGGGAAGCCGCCGAUGCUGAAAAGGACGAAGAAGAAGAGUUGGCGCGCCGAAAGGAAGAAGAAGAGGCGGAGGAGGAAACUGCUGAAGACAAAAAGAGGAAGAGGGACCAGAUGCACAGCGGUGUUACAGAAGAAGAACUUGAGCAACAUCGGAGGAAGCGUCUGUUAGCAGACGAUCCCAUGGCCAAAUACCUCGACUCAACCGCUUAA
Molecule: messenger RNA, 1527 nt
Organism: Orbilia oligospora ATCC 24927
Lineage: Eukaryota; Fungi; Ascomycota; Orbiliomycetes; Orbiliales; Orbiliaceae
Exons: 1
Coding region: 1-1527 (508 amino acids)
Biological process (GO): mRNA splicing, via spliceosome
Cellular component (GO): spliceosomal complex
Molecular function (GO): pre-mRNA 3'-splice site binding
Source: RefSeq, a predicted model, not a curated record